Molecule: messenger RNA, 353 nt
Organism: Penaeus indicus
Lineage: Eukaryota; Metazoa; Arthropoda; Malacostraca; Decapoda; Penaeidae
Product: neuropeptide-like protein 31
Exons: 3
Coding region: 32-262 (76 amino acids)
Source: RefSeq, a predicted model, not a curated record
CUCUUGCACUCGUUCCUGCAACAUCUUAAUCAUGGUUUCUCGCGUCGUGUUGGUCGUGCUGGUGGUGGUCGUCCUAGCGGCCGCAGCAGUGGCUCUCCCUGACCCCACCAAACGGCACUUGGGAUACGGCUUGUACGGAGGAUACGGAGGAUACGGCCUCGGAGGAUUUGGCUUGGGAGGCUACGGAGGAUACGGAGGCUAUGGAUCCCACUACCCUAUUACGGAUCCUACUACGGAUAGAGGGUGGUGCACCAGGUCUUAAGUUAUCUCUGUAUCUUCGUCUUCAGUAAAAAUGUUCUUUGCGGAGUUUUAUGCUUCUAUAUCCAUGAUGAUAAUAAAGAAUUUAUCCUCCA